CUCCUCACCAGCGGGAAAACAAAAAACUUCUCUUCUGCCGCCCCCCUCUAUCUCUCUCUUCGUCUACUCUGUUUCAGGUUUGGUGAAGCUUUUAUCUGUUUGAUAGAACUAGGAGCUUCUUGUUGUGCUGAAAUUUCUGAACUUUAGAAAUUUGCAAUUCUGAGCACUUAAGAGGUUGAAAUCCCGCAAAUCGAAAAAUGGAGUCCAACCAAGCUCCUUCUUCAAUGGAAAUUGAAGCAACUCCUUCAGAACCGAAUCUUGCAUCUGGGUCGUUGCUGCCGAAGCCAAAGUUUGAGCCUUUGAAGGCACAUGAGAUGUCUGAUGGUCGAGUUCAGUUUAGAAAGGCCUCUGUCCCCCCACAUCGAUAUUCGCCUCUCAAGAAAGCUUGGAUGGAUAUAUACACUCCUGUAUACGAGCAGAUGAAGAUCGACAUUCGAAUGAAUCUCAAGGCUCGUAAGGUGGAACUAAAGACGAGGCCAGACAUACCCGACGUUAGUAACCUACAGAAGUGUGCUGAUUUUGUCCACACUUUCAUGCUCGGUUUUGAUGUGAUUGAUGCCAUUGCCCUUCUGCGUUUGGACGAGCUCUAUGUCGAGUCUUUCGAGAUAAAGGAUGUUAAAACGCUUUGGGGAGAGCACUUGUCUCGUGCCAUCGGUAGACUUUCUGGUAAAGGUGGUAAGACAAAGUUUGCAAUCGAAAACGCCACAAAGACAAGGAUUGUGAUUGCCGAUACAAAAAUUCACAUAUUGGGGUCUUUUGCAAAUAUUAAGGUCGCAAGAGAUUCCCUUUGCAGUCUUAUUUUAGGUUCACCCGCUGGAAAGGUAUACUCGAAACUAAGAGCAGUUGCUGCUAGACUGGCAGAAAGGUUUUGACCCUUUAUGUUUUAUGUGAGUUUAUAUCAUCCUAAGUUAUGAUUUUUUGACAGUCAAAUGUAAGCUUAGAAUUGCCGGGAACAAGUUCUGAUUUUGCAAAUGAAAUUUUGAGAAUGAUUUGUGUCAAGAAACUGUCGUUUAGAAGGAUAUCUGUCAUCUUUAAUUAACAAAACUUAUAUAGUUGGAAAAAAUAUUCUAGUAGGGGUAAAUAGGGAAAAAAAGUUAAAAAGAAGGACGAGAACUAAAAAUAUAUA
Molecule: messenger RNA, 1126 nt
Organism: Morus notabilis
Lineage: Eukaryota; Viridiplantae; Streptophyta; Magnoliopsida; Rosales; Moraceae
Product: RNA-binding protein pno1
Exons: 3
Coding region: 198-872 (224 amino acids)
Cellular component (GO): nucleolus
Molecular function (GO): RNA binding
Source: RefSeq, a predicted model, not a curated record